ACCGGCAACACUACUGUUUGGGCCUUGCGAGUGGUCGGCGAUGCUGAGGAGGACGCUGCCGAGGCUGUCCUCGGUGAAGGACCGCGUGGCCGGCGCGGCCAAGCACGCCGUAAAGGGCGACGAGCACUUUCCCUCCCUCCAUGGGCACCCGGCCGCGCGUGUCCACGCCCGAGAGGCCGCGGAGAAGCAGGCCGGCCUCGCCGCGGCAGAGGAAGAGAAGCAGCGCGGCGGCAAGGCCGACACGGUGAAGGAGUUCCAGAUUUACCGGUGGAACCCGGACUCGCCGGGCCGGCCGUUCCUGCAGUCCUAUUCCGUCGACCUCGCCACGUGCGGCCCGAUGGUGCUGGACGUGCUCCAGAAGAUCAAGUCGGACCACGACUCGACGCUGGCGUUCCGGCGGUCGUGCCGGGAAGGCAUCUGCGGCUCCUGCUCCAUGAACAUCGACGGGGUGAACACGGUGGCGUGCCUCAAGCCCGUGGACACGGACACGUCGACGGCGACGAUGAUCACGCCGCUUCCGCACAUGUUCGUGGUCAAGGACCUCGUCGUCGAUCUCACCAACUUCUAUCAGCAGUACAAGUCUGUCGAGCCGUGGCUGAAGACGAAGCAGCCGGCGGCCGAGGGGCGCGAGCACGUGCAGUCGCCGGGGGAGCGGCGGAAGCUGGACGGGCUUUACGAGUGCAUCCUGUGCGCGUGCUGCAGCACGGCAUGCCCGUCCUACUGGUGGAAUUCAGAGGAUUUCCUAGGCCCCGCCGCGCUGCUCCACGCCUACCGCUGGGUCUCUGACAGCCGCGACGAGUACGGGGAGGAGAGGAUCCAGGCGCUAUCGGAGGGGUGGGACAAGCUAUACAGGUGCAGGAUGAUCAAGAGCUGCACGGCGACGUGCCCCAAGAGCCUCGACCCGGCCGCGGCCAUCUCUGCUUUGAAGACCAUGCACCAGCUACGCAAGGCGUGAGUGACGCAGGGUGCACCAGCCAGAGCUGUGGUCUGAUGGCAACAUGUAGCGUUUGUUGAUGCGGAAAAUAAGAAGAAUGUAGUGUUCGAUUCUCUGUCUCUCUGAUUUUCUUUCCGGCUAUGUAUGUUUGUUAAGUACAGCUCACUCCCGGAUUGGCGUUGCUAUUUUUUCGCAAGCCUCGCCGCUAGCCCGCUAGCUGCUGAAGAUAGUGCCAGGUUGUGGAUUGCUUAGCAGUUGAGCGUGUAUAGCGCGAAUUAACUGUGCCGAGAAA
Molecule: messenger RNA, 1226 nt
Organism: Brachypodium distachyon (stiff brome)
Lineage: Eukaryota; Viridiplantae; Streptophyta; Magnoliopsida; Poales; Poaceae
Product: succinate dehydrogenase [ubiquinone] iron-sulfur subunit 2, mitochondrial
Exons: 4
Coding region: 41-955 (304 amino acids)
Biological process (GO): aerobic respiration; respiratory electron transport chain; tricarboxylic acid cycle
Cellular component (GO): mitochondrion
Molecular function (GO): electron transfer activity; 2 iron, 2 sulfur cluster binding
Source: RefSeq, a predicted model, not a curated record